GGCUGUGGCACACAGACAACCAUGUGGGCAGCACCCAACACCAAGCUCUGCCUUCCCAGCCUCAGGGGCACCAGGGCUACAGCACAGUGGGCCUCAGGUUGGUUCCUAGGAGGGGCUGGGUUUUCCAGGCUCAAGGCAUCAGCUUCGGUGGGGCAGCCCUAGGACCACCCUUCCCCAUGGACAUAGCCCGCAGCUCCUGCCCUGGGCCUGCAUUCUCACACUGCUCCUGGGAAGCUUCUGCCUUGGGAGGGUCCCCAGAGGAGCAGUCAGCCCUGGUUGUCUGUGACUCCUCAUGGGGUUACACACAGCCCAGGGGGAACCACAGACUUGUUCCAUCUGUCCAGAGGCUGGUUUCACUCAAAGCAGCUCCUGCUGAUGUGCGGGUGCCUUCCACGUGCACACCAGCCCGGGUUUCCUCAGAACUGGCUCCCGCUGAUGUGCGGGUGCCUUCCAUGUGUGCACCAGCCGGGGUUUGGGACAGCUGAGGGCCCAGACUGCUUCCUGUCCUUGUCUUGGGGUGUUACUGGAUCCCAGCUGGCAGGCUAUCUCUGACACCUGGUGCCCAACAGGGAGUUCUUGCAGUGGUCUGGAAUUGCCGGGGAGGUGGGAGUGUGCUCUGCCAUGGUCCUGUGAUGGCAGUGCUGCCAACUGAGGAACUGGGCAGCGUCCCCACCUCGCAGGCCCUUCCCUUGCCCCUUAAGUUUGUUCCUGGCCCUUUUCCCAUCCCUCUGGCCUUCAGCUGAGGAGAGUCUACAAGGGAUGUCCUCUGGCCCUGUGGCCCGGCAGUGCCUGAGCUCACCUGGAUGUGCUGUGUGGCCACCUGGGACUCCGGCCCUGUGGCCCAGCAGUGCCUGACCUCAUGUGGAUGGGCUGUGUGGCUGCCUGGGAAGGGAUGCCUUGUGGCCUGGCAGUGGCUGACCUCAUGUGGAUGGGCCAUGUGGCUGCCUGGGAAGGGAUGCCCUAUGGCCUGGCAGUGGCUGACCUCACGUGGAUGGGCUGUGUGGCCACCUGGGAAGGGAUGCCCUGUGGCCUGGCAGUGGCUGACCUCACGUGGAUGGGCUGUGUGGCUGCCUGGGAAGGGAUGCCCUGUGGCCUGGCAGUGGCUGACCUCAUGUGGAUGGGCCGUGUGGCCACCUGGGAUUCUGCCUUGCGGGGUUACUUCCUGAACAGGCUCCAUGGAGCCCCGUCUCUGAAUUUGUGGCCUUAAUCCCUGUGGCAUAUAGAGCUGGCUGCCUGGCUGUACUGUGGACUCACUUGGCCCUUCCUCCACUGUACCCAGCCUCCUCCUGCUCUAGUGGGCUCCCCCGGGACCCCCACCACCCCUCUGCUCCCUGACCUCCACCCUCCUGGGUCCAGCUUCACUGCUGUCUACAUAGAGGGCACCACUGUGACUUAAUGCCGCCACCCAGCAGGCAGGCCAUGCCACCUCCACCCCAGUAACCCCUCCUGUGGCCUAUGGCUUGUCAGGCUAACGGGCUCAAAACUGACCUGGUCUCUUCCCCACAAACCUGGUCCUCAUGUUGCUAAGUGGCUGCAUCCUCAUAGCUGCCCAGACCAGCCUCAGAGCCAUCCUGGACUCCUGCCUGAUGUCCACCUGGCCCUGCUGUCCCUUCACCAUACCUGACAUCCAGUCAGGGGUCAGACUCCACAGCCGAACUCUGCCACGUCGGCCAAGUCCACCCUGAUGUGGCAAGCCGUACCAGCACCCAGGAGAUGAUGCCCUCCACCCAAGGGAGCCUUCCCAGGAGUUGACCAGUGGCCUUCAGUGUGCCUGGAUGUGGCCUGCUGCUCUGCCCUCUCCAUGCACCUGCUCCAUGAUGUGAACUCAGGCAGCACCGCAGUGGGGCGUACGGCAGCUGGUACUUGCUGAGUAGAUGGAUGAGCCAGAUGUGGGCCGUCUGCCAGGUGUGCUAACAGCCUGACCCAUGGGCUGGGUCAUUGAGAAACAGAUUUCGCACAGUUCUGGACACUAGACCUGUGUUUUCACCCAGUUCAACCUGUGGCUGGAAUUGCCCCAAAAGUCGUGGCAGGAGGGUUCCCACAAGGGAGUGCCCCACACCAUCCUGAGGUGGGGCCGGUUAGGAUUCAACAGAAACACUGAGCACACCAGGGUGAUGUGCUCAGAGCAUUUAUCGAGAGCUUCCGUACAGAGCGGACUGCAGCAGUUCUUCCACGGGCAGUGAAAUGAAUGUUCUCUAGGUAUAUCCGCGGGGAGGGAGUUGGAGAAUGAAGUUUUUAUGAGGGUUUAAGAAAGCAGGCUCAGGCUGGGUCCAGUUUCUGUUUUGAGAAACAACCUAGAUGCUUUCAUCUGUGCCUGGCAACAUUCAAGGCUGCUGCGCGGGUUCAGUCUGCAGAGGAAAACAUCGCUGCCCAGGUCACAGAGCAGCCAAGGGACUCUUUCUCGGUCAGCGCUGGGAAUGAAGUGAAGGGGGAAGCAGGGGGACGCCACAAUGUCCAAAACCAGGGUGCCCAGCAUGCUGAGGUUCUAGUGAGGGGUCUCUUCCAGACUGCACACUUUCUUCCUACAGGGUCCAGCCCUAUAGGGUCCUUUGAGCCCCUCUCUACUGGCGCAGAGAUGAGAAACUGGAAAUAAAAGACACAAGAUGCUGAGAUAGAAAAAAGUCUGGGCCCAGGGGUCUACUGCUAACCAGUAUACAUGGAGACCAGCAGUGGCCCCGAGUGGCUGGACACUCUGACUUUUAUUGAGUACAAAGCAGAGGGCCGGGUAGGUAGGGUGAGGCAGUGGCGGUCAGUGAUAGGGUCAGGUAAAUCACGUGUCUUGGAGAUCGGGGCCCAGGUCCUUAAAGUGGAGGAGGCGAGGAGAAAACCUAAUGCAUCAGCACUUCUUCAUACUUGUCGAGAAAGAACAAAGACAUUAAAAUUUAUGUUACUUUUACUCAUUCUAAUCCAAGAAGAGGAACCAGGUGCAGAAGCGGAACAUGAAGGUAGCCAUGGAACGUCACCGCUGAGGCACAGCACAGCAUAGAGACGGUUAAGCCCCUGAAUGUCUGCAGGCCUCCCUGACAGCCACCAGGCCUACCGCAAGAGCUUGCGGGGAGCAGAGUUUUCUCCUAAGUCCUCCAAGGGAGGAGACAUGUCAGACGUCUCCUUCCCUAGCUGGCUAAACAGCGGGCGCUUUCCCAGCGCUAAUGCUGGCGCUGCCGCACAGCCGAGGUGCCUUCCAGCAGCCCUUAAGCAGGUGUGACAGAGGGCUUAGAGCACCUUGCUCUAGGGUCACCUCUUUCACAAUGUUACUUCAGUUCCAUGCUUCAUGGCCCGAGAAUCAUCAGCAAAAUUAAAAGGUUAUAUUGAGUAUAUAUAUAUAUGAUUACAUAUGCAUAUGUGAUUAUGAUUAUAGGAAUAACUGUGACUAUAUCGCUAAUUCUUUUCUAGUUCAAUAUUUAUAUGGGAACAGGCUGAGGCUUCAGAGCCUUCCUUGCCUUGGCCCUUGCGGGGUCUCCCAUCCACACCUUCCCGCCGCCUUCACGCAGUGGAAAGCUGCACAAGCCCUUGGAGUCCCUUUAAGAAGGCUCUGCCCUCUUGACCUAGUCACCUCUGAAACACCAGCGCCUUGGGGUGAGGAUUUCACAUGUGCACAUUCAGUUACCGCAGCGGGGACAGGACCAGCUCUGAGGGCGCCUGGGCAGCUGCUUUUUCAUCCACAAGUUCACUGGGUAAUUCUCAGAAACUGCACAAAUCAUUAAGGGCAUUCCCUUGUUAGGCGCCCCAUACGGAAUCGCGGCCGGCGGUGACCAACCAGUUGAUGGUGUUAGCUAGGCCUGUCUUAGGAGUUUUCUUUCUUUCUUUUUUUUUUUUUUUUUUUUUAAACGAGACAGGGAUCUCAUGGGCUCAAGUGAUCCUCCCGUAGUCCCGUUGGGACUAAGCGCGCUCCUGUCCUGCCCAUUUUAACCUUUUUUUUUUUCCAAUUAUUGGAGACAGAGUCUCCUUCUGUCGCCCAGGCUGGAGUGCACUGGCGCGAUCUCGGCUCACUGCAACCUCCACCUCCCGGGUUCAAGCAAUUCUCCUGCCUCAGCCUCCUGAGUAGCUGGGAUUACAGGUGUGGACCACCACGCCCAGAUAAUUUUUGUGUUUUUAGUAGAGACGGGAUUUAACGAUGUUAGCCAAACUGGUCUGGAACUCCCGACCUCAAGCGAUCCGCCCCCCUCGGCCUCUCAAAGUGCUGGGAUUACAGGCUUGAGCCACCGCGCCCGGCCCAUUUCAAUCCUUUUUAAACGUCCAGUUCAAAGUCGUUCCCCCGCCGGGCAGGGCCGGUGCAGCAGUGCGCAGGCGCGCGAGGGCGGUGCAUUCCGCCGGGGCCCAGAGCGCUGAGCCGGGACAGUGCGCUGCGCAGGCGCACGGGACGAAGCUGAGCGGGCUCAAGAGUGACGUCACGGCGCGCAACGCGGAGGCGGGGUCGGCCCAGGGUCCGACGGUAGAGGGUAGCGGGUCCGGGGUCUCAGGUCGCCGGCCGCAGGCCACGGUCGCCCCAGCACCAUGUUCGGCUCCAGUCGCGGAGGCGUGCGCGGCGGUCAGGAUCAGUUCAACUGGGAGGACGUGAAGACUGACAAGCAGCGGGAGAACUACCUGGGCAACUCGCUGAUGGCGCCCGUAGGCCGCUGGCAGAAGGGCCGCGACCUCACCUGGUACGCCAAGGGCCGGGCGCCGUGCGCGGGCCCGAGCCGCGAGGAGGAGCUGGCAGCCGUGCGGGAGGCGGAGCGCGAGGCGCUGCUGGCCGCGCUUGGCUACAAGAACGUGAAGAAGCAGCCCACGGGCCUGAGCAAGGAGGACUUUGCGGAGGUCUGCAAGCGGGAAGGAGGCGACCCCGAGGAGAAGGGCGUGGACCGGCUGCUGGGGCUGGGGAGCACCAGUGGCUCCGCAGGCCGCGUGGCGCUGUCGCGAGAGGACAAGGAGGCCGCCAAACUGGGGCUGUCUGUGUUCACGCACCACCGCGUGGAGAGCGGCGGGCCCGGGACUUCAGCAGCCUCGGCCAGGAGGAAGCCACGGGCGGAGGUUCAGACUGAAAGCAGCUCUGAAAGCCACAGGAAAAGCAAGAAGGAGAAGAAGAAAAAGAAAAAGAAGAAACACAAAAAAGAGAAAAAGAAAGACAGAGACAGGCGACCAGCUGAGGCCGCCACCUCUCCCACAUCUCCCGAGAAGCCCAGGCACUGCCACCAUGACUGUGACUCCGACUUCCCCUGCUGCAAGAGGAGGAAGCGGGGACACAGUGGGGACAGGAGCCCAUCUUGCAGGCGGCAUGACAGACUCUGAAGUCUGAUGGUUGGACCCUGCUCACUGCUACUGUGGGAACUGGAACUCUCCCUUCACCUUGCUUGCCUCCUGCCUCAGGAAAGCCCCUUGUGUGGGUGAGACCUGAGGCUGCUCCUGUGGAGUGGCUCUGGGCACCAGCCUGUGGGGUAAAGGCUGCACAGCUAGCUCUGGAGCAGCCAGCUUCCUGGAAGACCUCCAGGUUUCGCACAGCAGGGAUGGCCCCUGGCUUGCCCUGCGAAGGUGAGCCUGCCCACAGGUACCCGUAGAGGCUGGACUCCCCGUGUCCUGCUCAUGGCUGUAGCAGCCAUGGGCCUAUGAGCAAUCUACCUGUGGCCAAAUACGGUGAUCUCUAUUUUUCCUUACGUUGACUCUAUAUUUCAAUAAAUAUAUUUUAAAAGAAA
Molecule: messenger RNA, 5669 nt
Organism: Callithrix jacchus (white-tufted-ear marmoset)
Lineage: Eukaryota; Metazoa; Chordata; Mammalia; Primates; Cebidae
Gene: C19H1orf35
Product: chromosome 19 C1orf35 homolog
Source: RefSeq, a predicted model, not a curated record